Ceratosolen solmsi marchali is the source of this 1615-nucleotide messenger RNA. Its product is annotated as probable methyltransferase-like protein 15 homolog. Gene Ontology annotation, biological process: rRNA base methylation. The record is from RefSeq and is a predicted model, not a curated record. Bases 451 to 1563 code for a protein of 370 amino acids. The transcript is spliced from 2 exons. Gene Ontology annotation, molecular function: rRNA (cytosine-N4-)-methyltransferase activity. NCBI's taxonomy places the organism in Eukaryota, Metazoa, Arthropoda, Insecta, Hymenoptera, Agaonidae.
GCUCAAACACCUAAAUUCGCUUUUUCUCGAUAAUGACAAAUUUGUAUAAGCAAUAUUUGAAGUUGCUGCAAAAAUGGCCAGUUGAUAAAUUAAAAUCCAAGGAUCUUGGUCAACACAUACGUAAUGAAAUUAAAAUUGCGUUUAGCAAAGGAAACGAUAGUACAAUAAAAGAUAUAGAAAAAUGUCAACGUUAUUACGAAAGUCUCGAGAGAUUGGCAUCAAAUUAUUAUGGUAAUAAAUAUCCAUGCACGUUUACGAAAACUGCAACGGGCAUAAAACCUGAACACUGUACCUUAAUUUUAAGUCCAGAAAUUCAAGAUUUUCUCCAGCAGAAAAAGUUGGGAUAUUUUGCCAGAUUUAAGCAAAAGUUAAGAAACAUCUUUAGUAAUAAAAUUUCAGCCAUAGACAUUAAUAAUAAGUAACUUGUUUGUAAGUAGCGUUAUAAAAGUGAUGAUGUUUUUGCUCAACGCUCUUAGGUAUUUUAAAGUAUCUACGAGACUGUGUAGUACUCGGAGUCUUCUCCAUAGGAGUUGCGAAUCCAAGAUAGAAUCAUGUAAUAAUACACAAAUUCAUGUUCCAGUGAUGGUAGAGGAGACGUUAAAAUAUUUGAACCUCUCGCCAGGAGAUACGAUAAUUGAUAUGACAUUUGGCGCGGGUGGUCAUUCUAAGAAAAUUUUAGAAUCCAUACCCGAUGUGAAAGUCUUUGCUCUCGAUAGAGACGAGGUAGCGAUAAGCUGUGCUAAAAAAUUGGCGGAACGAUACCCAGGCCAAGUAAUACCAUUAGUUGGUAGAUUUUCCGAACUUUUAUCGUUACUAAAGAAUCACAAUGUGAAGAAGAAUAGUAUCGAUGGCAUACUUUUUGAUUUUGGCUGCUCAUCCAUGCAAUUUAAUACACCGGCGAGAGGCUUUAUGAUAUCAAAAAAUGGACCGUUAGAUAUGAGAAUGGAUGGAUUUAGGUGUCCCGAUAAUCCAACGGCAGCUGAUAUUCUUGCUAAGAUCGAAGAAAAAGACUUAUAUUGCAUAUUGAAAUGUUAUGGAGAAGAGAAGAGAGCGAAAAAAAUUGCACGAGCUAUCAUUGACGCGAGAUAUACAUUUAGAAAUUUAAGGACGACGCAUGAAUUGGCUCAACUCGUCGAGUCAUUGUUCCCCGAUGAGACUAACGUCGACUCGUUGGGGAGGUUUCAACAUUCUGCUACAAAAACAUUUCAAGCGUUGAGAAUUUUCGUGAACAACGAGUUGAAUGAAAUUAAUUAUGCCAUGAUAAUUGCAGACAAACUUCUGAAAAUUUCUGGUCGGUUGGUAACAAUAUCUUUUCAUUCCUUGGAAGAUACUAUAGUGAAAAGACACAUUUUUGGAAAUGUUAAGGAUGGCAUGGCUAACCAAUUACCACUGAAAUACAUAAAUUAUGGGAAAACGUGGGACAAUCAAGAGGAUGUAAAAAAUAUGACAGAGACUUCGUGGAAAAUGUUGCACAAACAUGUUUUAAUGGCUAGUAACAAAGAAGUCAGCAUGAAUCCUCGAUCUCGGUCGGCAAAAUUUCGAGGAAUCAUCAAGAUUAAGUAAAAUUUGAUAUUCAUAAAGAAUUUAUUUCACUUUAAGUAAUCCACAAGAUAAA